Molecule: messenger RNA, 1773 nt
Organism: Coregonus clupeaformis (lake whitefish)
Lineage: Eukaryota; Metazoa; Chordata; Actinopteri; Salmoniformes; Salmonidae
Product: zinc finger protein with KRAB and SCAN domains 8-like
Exons: 3
Coding region: 57-1550 (497 amino acids)
Cellular component (GO): nucleus
Source: RefSeq, a predicted model, not a curated record
AUCAACUAACAUGGUUGCAUAGUACUCAUAGCAAUCCCUCAUUGCCCAAUCAGAAGAUGCGCCAUAGCAGGGUGCUCAUAUCAGAUUUCUUGAUCCAACAUCUUCUCACACUGUAUCUCUUACAGUCAGUAGACAUGGAGGAUGGGAAGCCUGAUCUGCUGCUGGCCAAAGAGGAGACAAUAGAAGACGGACCAGAGAGCAUUGACCUGCUGAGUGGACUAAAGAUAGGGCAGCAAGGUGAAGGACAUCUCACUGGAGGCCACAGGAGCUUUGUGAAGCCAGCGGGACACAAUACAUGGAAUGAUGACCAACCAAUUACUGUUGAUGAGGGGAGUGGAUCCUCAACCCAGCACGUUAUCGUGAUAGAGUCUGCAGAUGCAGAGGCUGCAGGUCCUGGGAUCAAGCUGGAGAGGUCUGAAGGAGAGGAGAACCCAUGGCACAGCAGAGACAUCCAGACUGUAGUCAAGGAGGACCCUACCACUGCCGCAGCGCAGCCCAGGACCCAACGCAGUGUCACCGAGGUCAGUGGAACGCUGAACGCCAUCCUCAAGUCAAAGACAGACACCAAGACUUUAACUGUAACACACAGGCUCUUACACACAGGACCUGACCACAUAUCAGACCCAGGUUUGGGGAGACUGAGCUGUCCUCCUGCUCCCGGCUCUGACUAUUUACCGGUAUUUCACCAGAGCCAAAGGACUGUUCAUUCCCGUGGGGAUGGUGAUGGUGACGCGUUAGACACUGGCGGUGAUGAUCCGUAUUGUUCUUACACUACAGAGAAGGACCCUGGCAACAUGCCCUUGGGUUUAGACACACAGAAUGAUCUGUCUAUAGGGGACUGGAACCGGGAUAGUAGUGGUGUAUUCUCUGAAGGGUAUUUAGAUAAGAAUGGGGAGGGUCUGGUCAUAGAUGAAGUGACUGUGAAAUUGGAGGGCGACGUUCCUCCCACAUGGAAUGCAGAUAAUCACCUAGGAGAAGGACACUCGCAGGGCAGAGAUUUCUUAGACUACAGGGAAAGCUUAGAGACAAAUCCAAAUGUUGCGACCCACUCCCCUUUACACAUGCUCAGAGAUCGCGACCCGGUGUCCACGUCGAUGGGGUCUUCCGAUUCACACGGCCAUGUCUUUUUUGAUCAGGUAUUGAACUCAAACAACAGGGCUAAAUCCCAAGCUCGGGGAGGGGCAGCAACAUCAGGCAAUAGUAAAGAUAAACGAUUCUUCUGCAUGUUCUGUAACAAAGGCUUCAGCUGCCCCCAGAAGGUGGAGAUCCACCAGAGGGUCCACACAGGGGAGAAACCAUUCAGCUGCACCCAGUGCCACAUGCGCUUCACAGAGGCUGGCACCCUGAAGAGGCACCAGAGGGUCCACACAGGGGAGAAACCUUACAGCUGCCCCCAGUGUGAGAAGAGGUUCUCCCGCCAGGACAAGCUGAAGAGGCACCUGAAGGUCCACACGGGAGAGAGGCCAUUCGCCUGUACGCACUGCGGGAAGAGGUUCUCAGAGAGGAGCUACCUCAGAAUACACCAGCAGAAAAACCAUUCCACUCUAUAACAUACACAGUAACCAUUCCAUUUGAUAGCUUCUGACGUUUACAUCAAACCCUGCAUUAAAGAUAGACUUUCAAUUUCCGCAACAACUACGAGCUUUGGAAGUGCAAGGACUAGACAUUGUGGAAUAUACACAGAGUUUACAAAACAUCAAGAACACCUGCUCUUUCCAUGACAUAGACUGACCAGGUGAAAGCUAUGAUCCCUUAUUGAUGUCACCUGUUAAA